This is a messenger RNA of Anopheles funestus (African malaria mosquito), 5391 nucleotides long. RefSeq names its product fez family zinc finger protein erm. Lineage: Eukaryota; Metazoa; Arthropoda; Insecta; Diptera; Culicidae. The transcript is spliced from 2 exons. Gene Ontology annotation, cellular component: nucleus. The record is from RefSeq and is a predicted model, not a curated record. Bases 2350 to 4608 code for a protein of 752 amino acids.
AUUUACCGUCACUUUUUCUCUAUUUCCUUGGUAAAAAACACUCCGUUUUCCUCGCCCUGUGUUGAGCUUUCAGCUUAACACGUAAAACCGUCGUUUUUCCUUUCCUGUUCGUACGGUUUGAUUCUAUUUACUGUUUGCUUAAUUCCCUUUCCGCCACAUUCCCGCACUAUCGGGCCAUUUUGUGUGUGGGUGGGUGGGUGUGUGUGUGCGUGGUGCAGGCUUAGGGAGCCGAUUCGGAUUUGUCAACCCUGGCAGUGGUCUUUUCAAAUUAAAAUAGCGAACGAGAGCGACAAAAAAGGCACAGCUCACAGCGUCGUUCGUCGGGGGAUCCUACCAUCGCUACUCAAGUGUACGAUAAUGAGCUAACAAGAAUAUAGCAACCGACAGCAACCGACCCCGGGUAAUGGAGAGGAUCCACCUUUCCGCGAUGGCCCUGUACAUGGUCCCUUAUUUUUUGUCCUGUAGCACGCUAGCCUUCCGAGACGGCUGGCAGCGGUUCUUUCGCUGCCCGGAACAUUGCCGCGUGUUUGCUCAUCCACUCAGCAGGUCGGUUUAAUAGAAGGUUGGCCUGUGUGAGCGAAAGGACGGGACGAUGCCGGGUUGUCCUUUUUCGAUUUGUGCCCCGCGCGUGCGUCAGGAUGUACGCGUACCGACCAACCGAAGACGACGCUGAGCAUCGAGGAUUCGGAUCAGUGGCGUGGCGAAAAAUAACGGGGCGUCACCGAAAAAAGGACCUUCCAUCGGAUUGCUCAUGACACAAACGAACGUUCGUCAAGGUGAUGAUGAUGAUGACGAUGACGAUGCUGCUGCCAGGUUGAAGAGGAGGUCAUCGCGAAGUGUGCAACAUUGGCUCUGUCUUCUUUACGAAGCACACAAACACAAGCGAACAAGCGCUGAACAACAAAAAAAGGACAUGACAGCUCAAGGAUGGUAAGGACGAAAAAAGGCUACAGGAAUCAAAGUGGAUGACAGGAUACAAUGAUUCUGAGUGCGCCCUUCUGUGUCCCUGCGCCCAUGUACAUAUGUAUACGCAUGUGUGUGUGCGAGUUUGUGUACAUAGAAUGUCCUUUUCCACUCCUGGCAGCGGUUAGAGCAGUAGCAGUCCCUUCGGUGUGUCCUUUUUGGGUGCUUUUUGAUGCGCUGGUGUGUGUGUGCUUGCGUGGCGAGGUUUCUGCUCUCUGCGCAGGCUGCAAAUGUCGGCGAAUGAGCGGGUCGGGUCUGUCUGUGAUUUAGUGUGUGGAAGGGAAUAGGGAUCGAUCCUUGCGUGGUUCCACUUUGCUACCACUUUCGUCCUCAAUCCUCCGCUAGGGGAGGGGUCUCCAAGGGUUGUACGGAACCGUGUGGCGGGAUUGCCGGGGAAGCCGUCGCAGUCGCUAUUCGUCCUUUUUCCUUCUUGUAUUUUUGCUGUUUUGUGUUCUUGCCAACAGUUCCAAAACUGCCGUGGCUGCCGUACGAUUCUUGUGACCGGUUCCCUUCAGAACAGUUUCAACUGCCGAACCGAGUGGUAGAGAGCAGAGCGCAGUUCUUUAGACGAAACGAAUGGAUUAAAGAUUAUCGGGAUUUAGCGUACGGAGCGGAUUAAUUAUACAAAUGUGCGGUAUCGGUAUAAUGUUUAUCUGCUGCAAAACGUAUUAUAAAAGACAAGUGUUACGGUGGGAAUGUUCAUCUCCACAUCCCAAACAAUAACGUGCAGUUUAUUAAAUCUGGUUCUGAAAAGAUCAUCAAGUUUGCUCAAGAAAUUCUCCUAAGUGUUCUUUUCAAUUUCCCAUUCGCUCACGUGUGUGUGUGUUUGUUGGUGUGUGUGUGUAUGAUAAGACGCUCAUGUGGGUUAGCAUAAAUUAAGAGCAUACGGAGAAAUCGUAAGGACCACUUCUACGAUCAAUUGAAUUAAUUUCCUUAAUUGAGUUUCCAACUUCCGGUGGAGUUGGUUGGCACUUUGGACAAGCGAACGAUUUGUCGGGCGAAAGGUCUUUAGCAAGUGUGUUGCCCGGACAGUAGGCAAACGGAGAAGAGCAGCCGCCGUGGUGUCAAGUGUAUGUGAGCGUGUAAAACAAUUGCUGUCGAGUGGGUGCGAAGGAAGGCGUAAAUUAAAACCUCCCAACCCAAUCGCUACGAUGGGAAGACGCUAGUUGAUGCUGGUACACUCAACCACUCACGGGAAAGUUAGCAGUGAUUGAAGAGUGGAGAUUUUAAACGAUUAAGAGACAAUCACCAGAGAGGACAGUUUUGGAUGAUAUUGAAGAUACUGGUGAUAUUGUGAUACGAGUUUUGUGCGAAGAGAAUCCUGCUGGACGGAACGGAAGUGGUCGCGGGUAUUCGCCAGCCUUUUCAGUCAACGAGCAUUGCAUCAUGGUUUAUUUCAGUCCCCGUGGAAUGCAGGAACCGUGUAGCCCACCCGGAAUACCGCUGACAGCGAAGAGUCCCACGAUGGAAGGAGCAGUACCAGAUGCGGAGUCCGCUACGGACACGGAACGGCACAAUGUCGCUAGUCCUCACGAGACCGUUACCACCGUUACCGGUGCGGCAUCCAGCAUCAGUGUGGCAGAGAGUAUGCAGUCGGUGGCCAAUCGACCGGUAGCUAAAAUUCAGCGUCCCAGCGGUGGUACGCUAAAGUUUUCGAUCGCCAAUAUUAUGGGACAGGCUGAGGAUCGUGAGGACGAGCAAGAGGAGGCGCGUCACGAUCGCCCGGAAGAUGAUCACGAUGAGGAUGAGGAGGAGGACGAAAUGGAGGACGAUGUGGAGGAGGAUGAUGAGGAUGCGGUGGUUGAUGUGGCGAGUGAAGACGACACGAUUGAGCUGUCGAUGACGUCGACCGGCAGUGGUAACCUAUUCCGGAAGCGACGUCAUGACAGUCAUGAAAAAUCAAUGAGUCCAAUGUCCGCUGCAGGUUCGAGUCCUUGCUAUGAACCACCAUCGACGACGGCCAGUUCGGUGGCCGAAGCUUAUGAUUCCGCGUUCAAGAAGUAUGUUCCAAACUCGGUGCAUCAGUUCGUGGCCAGUAAUCGUCAUCAGGAGCUACUCAGUCAGUAUCCACUGUUGUACUAUCCAGGACAGUUGAUGUGUGCGGCCGCACAGUACGCUGCACUAACACACCAACAUCAUCAGCAACAGCACCAUCAUCAUCAUCAUCACCAUGCGGCGGCUGUGGCGGCACUACAUCCAUACGGUACAACCGGACGACUGCACAGUCCAACACUGUCACCACCACCGACUGGCGCGGGACUUCAGGCAGCCAGUUCUGCUGUCCAGACACCGAGUGUACACAGUCACGGAGCGAUCAACGAUCGUCAUGUACAUGGAGGUUCUCAUGGACAUCAUCAACUACUGUCGGCUGCUGCGGCUGCCGCAGCUGCAGCAGCUGCUGCCGCCGCUACCCACAACAAACCGAGCGCGAAGCGGGCCAAUCUGAAUCUUUCCGCCAGCAGUACCUGUUCGUCGGUGAGUUCUAGCGGCAGUUCUGUGGGAGGUUCUCCCGGUGGUAGUGGUACCGACGGUUCGCCCACCUCAUCGGCGGCCGCUGCGGCAGCUGCGGCGGCAAUGGCGGCAAAGCAGAAAACAUUCGCCUGUCCCGAGUGUGGCAAGGUGUUCAAUGCGCAUUACAAUCUCACACGCCACAUGCCAGUUCACACGGGCGCUCGGCCAUUUAUUUGCAAAAUCUGCGGCAAGGGCUUCCGGCAGGCGUCAACCCUCUGCCGGCACAAGAUCAUUCACACCUCGGAAAAGCCUCACAAGUGUCAGACGUGCGGUAAGGCGUUCAAUCGUUCCUCCACGCUGAACACGCACACAAGGAUCCAUGCGGGAUAUAAACCGUACAUCUGCGAGUACUGUGGCAAGGGGUUUCAUCAGAAGGGUAACUACAAGAACCACAAGCUGACGCACAGUGGCGAUAAAGCGUACAAGUGCACGAUCUGCAACAAGGCGUUUCAUCAGAUCUACAACCUUACCUUCCACAUGCACACCCACAACGACAAGAAGCCGUUCACGUGCAAGAUCUGUGCCAAGGGUUUUUGUCGGAACUUUGAUCUGAAGAAGCACAUGAGGAAGUUGCACGACGUGAGUCUCGGAGGUGGCCAUAAACGUUCCAGAAGUUGUGGAACUCCGCAGCACCAUCGAGGCUCGUCACUGGACGGUUCCACUCCGCAUUCGGCUGCGAGGUCUCCUGGACAUCAGCACCCAUCCUUACCACCACCUCCGCCACCACCAUCGCUACCACCUUCAGCGUCCUCUUCGAGUCCAACAAUGUCAAGCUCGGGGAGCGUCCCGGCUGUAACAAGUUCACCCAGCGCUCACCAUCAUCCGUCCCAGCCACAUCUGCACCAUCCGCUUCAUCUGCACGGAUCGGCGCUACCCCAUGUGCCAUCGCAUCCACACAGUCACGUCGGUGUCGGACCGACAGAUCUACAGUCCCGUUCGUCUCCCGUAUCUUGGUCUAGUGCAUCCUCCUUGGCCGCUCUGCAUCACACAGCCGUCGCUGCGGCCGCAAUGCGCAACGGAGUGGCGAACGUUGACUAUGGUAGUCCCUUUCUCAUGCCGACCGGACGCCAUCAUCAACGAUUAGCAGCGGCAGCAGCCGUCACCGACAGUCCCUUUAUCGGUAAGGUGUUCUGACAGAAGUACUACCAGCAUACGGGGAUGAGCUUCGGCGGGUUGUCUCCAAUGACUCCGCAAGCGACUGCAGCGUCAGCGGCCAUCACUGUUACGGCAGUAGCAUCGGCUGUCGCACCGUAAGCAGACGUUCUACCUUUGUCCGAGACUUCGUGAUCAGGCGAAGUGUUUCGGAUCGAAGGAUUGUUUCGUGGCGGCCGGGAUGUAGUGAGAAUAGCAGACAAAGUGUGCAAUAGGCGAGAUACAAUGUGACAGAAAUGGCCCACGCCAGAGUGAUUUGAAUGUAGCGAAUUAGAUACGACAGGAACGGAACGAAACCCGGCCCUUUGGUGUUCCCAGUAAAAUCGCGUCGUACGUGCUGUACCUAGACGAAGUGUAUAUGUAGUGUGUAAGCCGGUGAUAGCAAUCAUCAUGCCGCUUUAGGAAUUUAAGCUGUAGCGUUUCGUGUACAUUUGCCGUACAGUUUUCCCCGCGAUAUUCUCGUUAGGUAGGCCGAUCGCAGGAUCGAUAAGGAAAGAGGCUAGGGGAAAGGGAUGAUGCGGCGGAUUAAUGGAAUUAAUACGUUGAUCGAUAUUAUUAUUAUAAUUAUAUACGGUAAAUAUAUAUAAAAUGCAGAAGACUAAAUAAAUCACACGCAUCGGAAAAUGAUGAUGUACAAUUACGAGAGAAAGUAUGAAGCUGUGUUUCCAUUCUUUUUUAUAUUGGCUGUAGGUUAACUGAAAACACCUUGACAAAUUAUACUCCUGUUGAGCAUUGAUGGUUAAUUAGGGAUUUUUUGUAUUAGAA